AUGUUAUUUACUUUCAUAUUGCUAGGAUUUGUUAAUUCUUCUUGCCUAACAAGAAAUUUUGAGGAAUGUUUGUCUUUGAAUGUAGAAUAUUAAGAAAGUUGCUAAUUAUCUUAAGGUGAAUGUAGACCAAGACCUGAAAAGUGUACUGAAAUAGAUGCAACAUACCCUUUAAAUUGUAGAACCAAUGAAUGUUACUACAGCAAACGAUUCAAUAAAUGUUUAGUAUAUCUCUAUACUAAUAUAGUCAUAACCAUUUACUCGUCUACUAAAUGAGGUUGCUGAUAGAGGAGACCAUCAUGAUCAUUAAUAAGAUUCCCAUGAUGGAAUAGAUCAAUAAAGACCAUAACCUACAGAAUAGGGUCCAUUACCUCCUCCUUAUUAACCACCUUAAAAUCCACCCUAAUAUCCUUUACCUCCUUAGUAUAUAGUUUAUAAUAUAUACAAGAAAUGAUUAAUAAAUAGAACAACCAAUAGAAGAGGAUAAUAAUGAUAGUUUAGAAGAUGAUGAAGAAGAUUCAUAUGAAGAAGAAGAAGAAUAAGAUAUUAACUAAAAUACUUCUGAUGAGGAUGAGUCUUGGAAUGAACCAGAAGGUAAUUAUAAAAACUAAAAAUAGUUCCCUCUUAACCAAAUUCUACUAAUACAACUAAUUCAACAAAUAAUACUAAUAAUAAUUCUAAUAACAAUAAUUCAGAUGGUUUUAAUGAUACAUAUGAAGGAUUUUAAAAUAUAAUUGAAGAGGAAAUUAAAUUCAAAUUGAGUUAAUCUGAUGAGAAUAAAUAAAUAGAAAUAAAGAGUAGUGGAACAAAUCAUUUAAUUAUGGCAUUUAUCACUAUGAUUAUUUGGAUAUGA
Molecule: messenger RNA, 850 nt
Organism: Paramecium primaurelia
Lineage: Eukaryota; Ciliophora; Oligohymenophorea; Peniculida; Parameciidae
Source: the annotation of a GenBank genome assembly